Molecule: messenger RNA, 4324 nt
Organism: Thunnus maccoyii (southern bluefin tuna)
Lineage: Eukaryota; Metazoa; Chordata; Actinopteri; Scombriformes; Scombridae
Gene: hcn5
Product: hyperpolarization activated cyclic nucleotide-gated potassium channel 5
Exons: 14
Coding region: 1528-3345 (605 amino acids)
Biological process (GO): monoatomic ion transport; transmembrane transport
Cellular component (GO): membrane
Molecular function (GO): monoatomic ion channel activity
Source: RefSeq, a predicted model, not a curated record
AAAUAAGGAGAGUGACGACUUACAUUAUUUGACUUCUUACUGCAUCCAUGGUGGGAUUAUAUCAUGAAACUCUGCAGAGCCAACAGAAUCAAACUCAGGUGUAACCAGUGUAGGAAAGUAAAACAUACUGAUCAAGCAUGCCAGUUCCUCUUCCUGGAAGAUAAUACCUACAAUUGUAAACACCUGUAUGUUUUAGUAAAUUUCUUAUUGUCCCGUUAGUCUACCUGGAGAUGCUUAUUCUUAUUGCUGAAACUAGUAGACUGCAAGUUUUUUUUUUUUGUUUUUUUUUUUUAAAAAGUCAGUGCAGAACAUUCUCCAAUUUCAGCUUAUCAGUGAAAAGUUGCCAUUUGUCAAUUUUAGAGUUAUAAGAAUGUUGAAAAAUUACAAGACUAGAUAUUUCAGCCCUAAAUAUUAUUAAUUAAAUAUAUUUUAAAUUGUAUACUGUUGGUUACACAAAUCAAGCAACAUGUAGGAAUCACUUUGGGUUUCUACAUAGAUGUACUGGUAAUUUUUCACAAGGAAACUAAUUUGUUGCAGCCCUACUUAGGAUCAUUAUGCCCAUUCAGUGGCACUGAAGAGGGCUGCAUGUGUGAUGAAGCUGAGAUGAGGAGCAUCGGUACUGGUCGACACACACGACACAACAAAAGCAGGAGAUGAAACAGUGGUGGCCAUAAUUUUAGCCAUGUUGACUACAAGACGCAUACAGCAAUGUGGGGGAGUGAAUGAAGUAAAGACUGGAUUGGCUAAUUCAGGGCCUUCUAUCAUGUGUAUACACCAUGUACAGAAAGGUAUGUGUGUUUUCACAUGUCUACUGGGUGUCCUGUGCGUCACCACAGCAAAGCAGUGCGUAAGCAGAGGCACUGAGUCACUUAUUCUAGUUUGAGGGCCAGCUGUGUGCUAGAUAAAUGAGCAAAAGUCUGCACCCUGAAGGAAGAGAGGAGUAGAGCUUUGAAGUCCUGACCGUCUGUCACCUCUUCUUCCUGUCUGCACAAAGCUUCUAGCUGCUUCUAGAAAUACAGAAAUACUUUGCUUGCAUUGAAUCGUACAUCCAACCGAGAAAAAUGAAAAAGAUCCAGCUGAGUAAAAUCCCCAAUCUGCUACUACGUAAUCCUCAAAAUGAAAAUAUCUCAGCUUCUGUUUUGUUUUGGUGCUGAUGUGAAAUGUAAUACAAACAAACAUCGCAGGAGCUGGCUCAGAGCUGUGAGUAUAUGUACAGCAUCAGGUAACACAGUACAGUGUUUAAUUACAUCCCUGGUAGAGAUGGCCCAGACUGAACUUGUGCCUGCACAUGCUGCCACAUGUCUAAUUCAGAUGACAAUAAUAAUGAUGCCCUCCCUCCCUACACACACACACACACACACACGCGCACAUAUCCAUUGUCUUCAGUAUUAAUGUGAGCUGGACCUUACCCUCCUGACACGGCUUGAUUCAUGUGGGGAUGAGACACAGAUACUGAAUAGUUGAUGAGCUGGGAGAAAAAGAAAAGAAGUAGAGGGGUGGGGUGGGGGCAGAAAUAGAGAGAGGCAGAUGGAGAGAGAGAGAGAGAGAGAGGGAGAGAGAGAGAGGGAGCAGAGAGACGGGUACCCACUCGCCUCGCUUCGCACAGCUUCAAUAAGCCCAGAGGUUGGGAGCCUUGAUGGAAAAUUACCUUGUGACCAAAAGGGGAGGUCAGGACUGGUAGAGGAGAGCAAAGUCAGACCCCACUCGUCCAGAGAAGAAAAAGGAAGCAGAGCAGAGAGGAGAGGAUGGCCUGAGCGUUCGGAUGAUCAGAGCGGACUGAGGUCGGCCAUGGAGAAACUAAAAAGUCCCGCCGUGGGAUGCACCACAGCCACCUGUGGAUGGAGAGCCCUGCUGCUCCCACAGCUGAACAGACAGUCCCUGUACAUGUACGGCAGCGAGGUGGCCGUGGAGAAAGAGUGCAUCCGGCAGCUGCAGAGCGGAGUCUUUGUCAUUCAUCCGUUCAGCCUCAUGAGGAGUUACUACAUUAUGUGCAUGAUGGCCAUCACAUUUCUGAACCUGAUUGGGAUUCCCAUGGAGAUAGCCUUUCUGGAUGGAAACAGCGGGCUGGCAUGGGAAGGUUUUAACGUGUUUUCAGACACGCUGUUCCUGAUUGAUGUAGCUCUGAAUUUCCGAAUGGGCAUCAUAGCAGAGGACGGCGAGGAAGCUAUUCUGGAUAUCAAGCGGAUCCGAGUGAGUUACCUGAGGACAUGGUUCAUACCGGACGUUAUAGCUGCUUUCCCAAUCGGCUAUAUACUGCUGUUUGCGGACUUACAGUACCACAAUGACGACAACCCCUCCAAGACCAACAAGAUGAUGAGGAUAUUGAUGUUUGUGCGGAUCCUCAGCUUGAUCAGGCUGGCUCGAGUGUCCAGACUGGUCAGGUUUUUCAAUGAGGUGGAGAAAGUGUCAAAUGCAAACUUGGAGGUGGUCCGCCUGUUCUUCCGUAUCUUAUCUCUGUUCAUGAUGAUUUUCCUGCUGUGUCACUGGAACGGCUGCAUCCAGUACUUUGUGCCCAUGCUGGAGGAGUUUCCCACUGACUGCUGGGUCCGCAAAGAAAACUUGAUGAACGCCACAGUGAUCGUGAAGUACUCUUGGGGAGUUUUCCGUGCUCUCUCACAGAUGAUUGCUCUCUCUUAUGGCUCCAUGGAUGCACCCACAAAUUAUGUUGAAAUGUGGAUCGUCAUGGUCAGCAUGGUGUCCGGCUGUCUGAUGUACACCGUCCUCGUAGCCAACGCUACAACCAUGAUAGCUAACAUCGACCCAGCAGCAAAGGAGUACAAGAGCAAGAUGAGCCGUUUGGAGCACUACAUGGCCUUCAUGAAGCUCCCACCAGAGCUGCAGCUUCGUAUCAGCAACUACUACCAGGCCCGCUAUGGAGGGAAAUGGUUUGAUGAGAAAGACGUCAUGGCCACGGUGUCCUCAUCACUCAAAGAGCAAAUCCUGGAGAUGAUGUGCAGCCGGCUGCUGAGAAAAGUGCCAAUGUUUCAGAAUAGAGAUGAAAACUUCAUCAAUGUGAUCCUCCUGAAACUGGAUUAUGAGGUUUACCAGGAGGGAGACGUCAUCGUCCGACAGAACGUACCAGGCGACCGCAUGUUCUUCAUCGAUCACGGCCAGGUCCUUGUGGAGACUGAUUCCUACGAGAGAGAGCUGUGUGAUGGAGACUUUUUUGGAGAGACAUGUGUGCUGACUAAAGGCAAACAUCUGGCCACAGUGAAGGCGCUGACUGACUGCCAGUGCUUCUCUCUGUCCUGGGACGACUUUCAGGAGGCACUGCGGGGCUUCCCAGAAGUCAAGAAGGACUUAGAAAAAAUGGUUCAGCUCAACUCUGAUGGCGGACUUGUGUAAGAUCAAAAACACUCCCUGGACUUCUGUCUGUUUUACUGAAUGAAAAAGACAGAAGCUACAGAUAUUAUGAGAUGGACAGUAAGACUGUGGAUGAUUCCACAUCUGGGCACGAGUUGGACUCUUAGAUGGACAGUUUUAGAGCUGACUGGGAGUUAUUUUGUCUUCUAAUCCAUCAGUUAUCAGCAAUAAACUAAGGCCUCAACAGUAAAGAGGUCCAACGUUUCAUCUCUGCUUCCUUGUAAAUGUUGCAGUUUAGCAGUGAUGUCUGGACAACUAAUGCAUAUUUAUGUGACCAAACAAAAGAAGAUUCGGCAAGUCUUAAAGGAAAAUUAUGGUUUCAUACGACUAAGUUUUGGUCAUUAUUCCUAUCCAUAACAACAUUGUACUCACCAAGUUAUUCAGAUUAAUUAGGUUACUGAGGUCUGGGAACACAGAACCAUUGCCAAAAAGAAGUCUGAUGGUUCAAGAAACACAAGCAGUCAGUUUUCAUGGGGGGUUUGUCAGCUAAACUUAGUUAAACAAAUGCCACAACAUAUACUGAAUGCUUUGGUUGUUGAUGUCAGAGAAAGUAUGCAGGCCAACUCACUUUCUGCAGUCAGAAAGUUUUACCCCCAAAUAAAGUGUUUCAGAUAAUAUGGAUAAACUGUUUAUAACGGUUUAUUUACGAUCUGUCUGAUCAUCUGAUCACUCGUGUUCCCUGCACAGUUGGACUUUGUCGUUGCAAUGUCACCAUGUUCCCUGAUCUCACAUAUUACCUUGUUAGGUAAUAUCAUAAAUGCUAGAAACGAUAGCCAAAGCUGCAUAAAUAAAAGCCCAAAUUGUAAUAAACCAUAAUUUUUCUUUAAAGGAAGGUAAAAUACUCAAAUGUACAGUGUCGUUUUUCUUUUUCUCUAAAAUGACAUUUAUUUGUAAGUAAUAUUACACAAGACAAGUUAAUGCCACUGUGAAAGCAACAGAAAUAAAGCAAUAACAUCAGACG